Molecule: messenger RNA, 2265 nt
Organism: Mycena indigotica
Lineage: Eukaryota; Fungi; Basidiomycota; Agaricomycetes; Agaricales; Mycenaceae
Product: Protein kinase domain-containing protein
Exons: 5
Coding region: 1-2265 (754 amino acids)
Source: RefSeq, a predicted model, not a curated record
AUGCGUCUCACACUCACACUCCUUGUCGCGCUCACAACUGUCCGGGCUAUCAGUGUUGUGCCCACUCGACAUGCUAAACGCGAUCUUCUCGACCUUUGUGCUGUCAUCCCGCCUGGUAGCGACAUCAGUCUGAAUUUGCUUGGUAUCCCAAUCGAUGUUGAACUUGCUCUUUGUUUGUGCCUUCAGGGCCUUGACAUCUACCUUGCAACCCACGACGAUGUGAAUCUUCAAAAUCAACAAAUUGCAGAUGUUAACGCCAAGGUCAAUGCUCUGACAUCGUACAAUCGACCCCCGCCCAACGAGAUGCGCAUUUGUGACGGCUCGGGGCCCUACAUUUGUGUGGACGGUUUCAUUCGCUGCAAUGGUGUUUGUGUGCCUGGCACUUCCUGCCCAACUGGUCCUUCUGGUCUACCCCGAGCGCGCAAACGUGACAUCAAUAUCACAACCCUCAAAAAAGCACAAAUCCACUGUGGUCCUUCGAAAACUGUUUGUGGGUCCGCUCAUCCCAGACACUCGUAUGACUUUGAAUGCAUCAACACGGAAACCGACUUCGAUAACUGUGGAGGGUGUCUGAUCCCGCAUCCCUUCCAGCCCGACGCUCGCUCUGCGGUGGGAGAAGAGUGUGGCGCUAUUCGCAACGCACACAGUGUCAGCUGCAAAAAUAGCAAAUGUGUCGUUCAAAAGUGCCGUCGUGGGUUCAGCGUCAACACCAAACGAAAUGGCUGUGACUCGAAGCAAAAUAAAGCUGUUCGCGGUCUCCUCGAUGGCGUCCUUGGCUCGGGACCUGCCGGUGCCAUUUCUGGCCCUCUCACUUCUGCGGCGCUCCCUUCCACGUUUGCCCAGCCUCUUAGUGAUGUCAUCAGCGCAGCGAAUGGGGUGGCUUCUGUACCUGGAGCUCCAGCUGAUGUUACCCAGCCAGUUCUCAACCAAGUUCACAAUGUACUCGGAACAACGGAUCCGACUCAGCUCGUUCCAAAUGUGCAAAAUGCUAUUGAUGCGACCAAGACAGCCCAAGCUGGUUGCAGUCAAUGCAGCGGGGGUCUCUUGUCUUCCAUUCAAAAGCUCCUGGAUUCGCUUCUUAGCGUAAAUUCUCUUUGUCCUGGCGGAACUCCUCCCACCGUCCCCGCUCCCCCAUCUUGCCUUGACGUAACGCUCACGAAUGUCGUUUGUGGCCUUUUGCCCUCUGUUUAUGUCUCGCCUCUCCUUGUCUGUGGAUUGGGCGGUGGAUUAACGAGCACGCUGCAAGGCGUCGUCAAUUCUCUUGGGCUCGGACUACAACCCAUUCCAUUUCCGACUUGUUGUGUUGGACUGCCCCCGCCUGGUAACGGUACCUCUGUGGGUCCGGGUUCUGGAUCUUCAUCAUCGAUGGCCAGUCUUCCAAGUCUACCAUCCCCAAGUUUACCAGCACCACCGGCUCCUUCCGUUUCGAUCAGCAGCCCAUCUCCGCCUCCUUCUGAUACGAUUAAUGUUCUCUGUUUGCUCACACUGCAACUUGUCGUUAAACUCAAUGGCGGCGGCGGCCCUACGUGCAAUGACGGUCUGAUAGGAACGGUGAAUGGCCUCGUCAAAGGUCUUUUGGGCAAACCACUCAUAGGGGGUGAUGGAAUCGUUCAACUUGGCCCGAGUGGUGUCGAUGUCAACAAGCUCGCGAGUGCAUUACCUCCAUUACCCGCAAGUAAUGCGGUCAGCGGCCUGCCUUUAUUGGGAGGCCUGCUCGGUGGACUCCGUCGCCGAGAUCUGUUGAAUGGUCUCCUCGAUGGUCUGCUUGGAUCAUGCGGCAAGCCCUUGCUUGAUGAUGUCGAGAAUCUUCUGGGUCAACUACUCGGUGGUCUAAAUGCGUGUGGCUGUGGCGCAGAGGUUGCAAAGGCUCUACCCGGGUCAAUCCCUCCAUCUGCCAUUGUCCCUUCGGUCCCGAUUUCCCCUCCUUCUAUGGAUGUCACUGUACCAUCACCUGAUGCAAUCAACGUUCUCGGCUUGCUCACUCUCCAACUUGCGGUCAAGAUAAAUGGGGGAGGUGGUCCCAGCUGCAAUGACGGUUUAAUUGGUGUGGUUAACAACCUCGUCAAAGGCCUCUUGGGUAAACCGUUGAUUGGAGGCGAUGGAAUUGUCCAGUUGGGUCCUGGCGGUGUUGAUAUUAACAAACUUGGAAGUGCAUUACCUGCCCUCGGUCAAGGACUACCCCUUGUUGGCUCGUUGACGGGUGCCCUCGACAAAUCCCGUCGGUUCUAUUACGAAUUCUGUGGGCUCGCUGACCGGUGGAAAUAA